GUGGCGGCGCCGCCCCCUGGGCCCGGCCAUGGUGCAGGCCUGGUACAUGGACAAGUCGGCCGACGAUCCGCGGCGGCCCCACCGCGGGGAGCCCGCGCGCCCGGUCGGCCUGGAGCAGCUGCGUGGGCUCGGGGUCCUUUACUGGAAGCUGGAUGCUGACAAAUAUGAGAACGAUCCAGAAUUAGAAAAGAUCCGAAAAGAGAGAAACUACUCCUGGAUGGACAUAAUAACCAUAUGCAAAGACAAACUACCAAAUUACGAAGAAAAGGUGAAGAUGUUUUACGAGGAGCAUUUACACCUGGAUGACGGGAUUCGCUACAUCCUGGACGGCAGUGGGUACUUCGACGUGAGGGAUAAGGAGGACAGGUGGAUCCGGAUCUUCAUGGAGAAAGGAGACAUGAUCACUCUCCCCGCCGGGAUAUACCACCGCUUCACACUGGACGAGAAGAACUACGUGAAGGCCAUGCGGCUGUUUGUGGGAGACCCAGUGUGGACGGCGUACAACCGGCCAGCUGACCACUUCGAGGCCCGCGGGCAGUACCUAGAGUUUCUGGCGCAGACGGCCUAGCGGUGCCCUGGGGCCUGGCGCACCCCGGCCCCCCUUGUGAAGGUCCCAAACCUGAUGGCAACAGAAAAUCCGUCAUAUUCUCUUUGCUUUUGUGUUGUAGACUUGAUGCUAGGUGAGCUUUCCUCUGCAAGAGUGUUGGAUCAGAAUAUGUUUUAAUGGGAGCAGCUGUAGAACCGGUUUGUACGUGGAAGCACUUGUGAAGAUCU
Molecule: messenger RNA, 774 nt
Organism: Kogia breviceps (pygmy sperm whale)
Lineage: Eukaryota; Metazoa; Chordata; Mammalia; Artiodactyla; Physeteridae
Product: acireductone dioxygenase-like
Molecular function (GO): acireductone dioxygenase [iron(II)-requiring] activity
Source: RefSeq, a predicted model, not a curated record